UGUAACGGCGGUGUGAAAAUGGUCAUCGUCAGAUUCGGUGAACUAUCGGUGCCUUUUUUAUUGAAUAGGGUAUUAUAUUAACAAAGCAACAGAGUAAACAAUGCGAGUGGCGGCGGUGCUGGCUGAAAACGGAGCUAAGGGGCUGUAGUUCAGCCUGUGCCCCGGCCGUUCGAGAGGCUCCGUGUCGGGGCUGAAGCAGAUGGGAUCCUCGGUGUAUUCGGGUAAAAGGCGGAAGACUGCGUAUCAACACACCGAACCAGAGAUGCUAGAAUGCUACAUCCGCUAGCCAGCUAACUGUUUGUUCCAAGAUGCGGGUAAACGGAGGCCGUUUCACCAGGAAUUAAGGAUAUCAGGGGAAACAUUUCGACUGAUGACAUCCUACUUUAUGGAGCCACAACAGGACAAGAACUGAGACAGCUUUAAUACCUGGCCAGACACAUUGCUCUCCGACCCUCGGGAUGGCGAGCCGGAGGAAAUCCACCACCCCCUGCAUGGUCCCACCUCGAGAAGCUGUCGACUCGGACCAGGAGAUGGAGGACGUCACAGAUGCAGCCGAGCCAGAGGACAGUAACGGUGUGGUGACUGUCUCCUCUGAGUUUUCCAGUUUGUUGGAGGAGCGUAGUGAGGAUGCAGACUUCAGGCCGGUGCCAGACUGUUACAUGGACCUUAAUACUGCAGAGGGAGGCUACGAGUGCAAAUACUGCAGCUUUCAGACGUCAGAGCUCAACCUGUUCACCAUGCACGUGGACACAGAGCAUCCCGAUGUCGUCAUCAACACCUCGUACGUCUGCAUGGAGUGUGACUACCACACCAAGAGUUAUGACACGCUGUUGGCCCACAAUGCUCGCCUUCACCCAGGCGAGGACAACUUCACACGGACGAUGGUGAAGCGAAACAACGAGACCAUCUUCCAGCAGACUGUCAACGACCUUACCUUCGAUGGCAGCUUUGUCAAAGUGGAGGACGAGGAGGCGGAAGAGACAUCCCGCAAAAGCAUUGCCCUCAGCAAGACGCCCAUCAUGAGGAUCAAGAGCCGACUGGAACCCAAGAAGUUCACCGCCUCACACAAAAUGGUGUCCGUUGACGAUGUCAUCAAAGUAGAGAGUGAUGACGAGGAUGACGAGAAUAAGGAGCCACCCACGCUAUCUCCUGCCCCGAUGACCCCCGCUGCUGUUGCCCCUCGCCUCAUACCAGUCUCCACGGCGGUGCAGGUCCAGGCUGUCCCACAGAGCAUCGUGGUCAACAGCCCCAAUGUGCUACAGAUUAAAGGCGGCUCGGGCGGCGGUGCUGUGCUGCCUCCAGGGACGCUGGCUCAGGUUCUGUCGGCACUGCAGAACCAACAGAACUGCACUCCGACGCAGACGCAGCUCCUCAUCCCCAUCAGCAGCAUCCCCACCUACAACACAGCCAUGGACAGCAACGUCCUGCUAGUCAGCGCCUACAACAGGUUUCCAUAUCCCUCUGUGUCGGAGAUCAUGGGCUUGUCUUCGCAGACGAAGUUCAGCGAGGAGCAGAUCAAGGUCUGGUUUUCUGCUCAGAGGCUCAAACACGGUGUCAGCUGGACGCCGGAGGAGGUGGAGGAGGCGAGGAGGAAGAAGUUUAAUGGCACGGUGCAGACCGUCCCUCAGACCAUCACCGUCAUCCCCGCCAACAUAGCCGCAGCCACCAACGGCCUGCAGUCCAUCUUCCAGACCUGCCAGAUUGUCGGCCAGCCAGGCCUUGUCCUCACUCAGGUGGCUGGUAAUGGCAGCACAGUGCCGGUCGCCUCUCCCAUUACCCUGACAGUCGCAGGUGUCCCCGGCAACCAGCCCAAAGCAGCCGAACCAUCGACGUCAGAAUCAAAGACUGAGAUGUCGGCCUCGUCAGCCAGUGCAUCGCUCAACUUGGACAUAGCAGCAGCCAAACCGAAGAAGUCCAAGGAGCAGCUGGCAGAGCUGAAGGCAAGCUACGGCAGGAGGCAGUUCGCCACCGAGGCAGAGAUAUCACGACUCAUGCAGGUCACCAAACUCUCCAAACGAGCAAUAAAAAAAUGGUUCAGCGACACGCGCUACAACCAGAGGAACUCCAAGGAUCACCACGGUGUCCUGCUGAAUGAAACCCCGUCCAGCAGAGUGACAGUGUCAGGAGGAGGCAGAGGAGGAAGGAACAGCAGCGGCAGCCUUAACGACAGUGACAAUGCCACUACCAUCGUCAUUGACUCCAGUGAUGACGCCAGUGAUUGCUCUCCGACUUCUGCCACCUCCCCGUCAGGGACCACCAGCGACCCGCGGGUCAAAUUCCGCCACGCCUUCCCAGACUUCACGCCACAGAAGUUCAAGGAAAAGACUCCGGAGCAGCUGUUCAUCCUGGAGGCCAGCUUCCAGAAAUCAGACACGCCCUCUGACGAGGAGCUUAGCCGGCUGCGUGCGGAGACAAAGCUGACACGACGUGAGGUGGACGCUUGGUUCACAGAGAGGCGGAAAAUGCCUUCAGCAAAGGAGGAGGAGGAGGAGGAAGAGGGAGGGGAAAUGGUAAAACCAGCCUGGGUGCCUUCGUCCUCAGCUCAGGAGCGGCAGACCGCGCCGCUCAGCAGCAGGAAGACGAUGAAGAAGACGCCGCAGCAGCUCCACAUCCUGAAGAAGGCCUUCGUCCGCACACAGUGGCCAACGGCUGAAGAGUACGACGAGAUGGCAGAUGAGAGUGGUCUGCCAAGGACAUACAUCGUCAACUGGUUCGGAGACACGCGCUACGCCUGCAAAAACAGCAAUCUGAAGUGGUACUACCUCUACCAGAGCGGAAAGGUGGACGAGGCGCUGAACGGCGGAGCUAAGAAGAAGUCCAGGAAGCGUUUUCGUGGUUGGUCCAGGAGGACACGCCGGCCAUGUCCAAAGCGCUCCCCACAAGGUAGCGCCACCACCAUCAAGGUCAAGUCCGGUAAGUCUUUCCUGAAGGACUACUACCUCAAACAUGGAGCCCUGAGUGAGAAAGACCUGGACGACUUGGUGACAAAGUCCAGCAUGAGCUACGAGCAGGUGAGGGACUGGUUCUCUGAGACUGCCAGGAGGGUGGAGGAGGGCAAAGAGCCCUUCAGCGAUGAGGAGGCCGAGGGAGAGGAAGAGGACGAGGAGGAGGAGGAGGAAGAAGAAGAGGAGGAGGAGGAGGUGGCAGCAGCAGAACAUGCUGACAGCGAAGAAGGAGAGAUGGAGGUGAAAGAACAAGGAGACGAGGCCACUGACGAUGACUGCAAUGAGGGAGAAGAGGAGAAGGAGGAGAAGGAGGAGGUGGAGGAAGAGGAAACGAUCCAGGAGGAAUCUGAAGGCGUCAGCCAAUCACAGCCCCAGGCAGAGGAGCAGACAUGAGCAGACAGCAUCAACGUUGCUUCCCCCCACCAUGGAGAUGACAUGGAGGACAACACGUGUCAGUGUUUCUCAGUUGGUGGGUCGGGACCCAAAGAUGGCUGCAGGAAGCUCAGAGUCACAGCUCAGAUGGAUGACAUGUUAACUAAAACGAUGGGAUUGUGCCUUGCCUUUGGGUCCUGAUACAGCUGAGAAGCACUGAGACGAUGGAGCUGAAGUAACGGACAAAGCAUCAGGAUGUAGUUUGUUUCUGCUAAUGAACUGUGGGGACCAAUCGAACGUGCAUGACGACUCACCAAACGUCACCACGAGAGUAAGUUCCAGUUCUGCUCCUGUACAAAUAAUAAGACUUUUAUUUCGGUGAGAAUGACAGGGCUUUUAUUUUGGCCUUUUAUGUCAUUUUUCUUACAAAAAAAAAAAAAAAAAAAUGUUUUUAAAGUAAGAGGUGAGACCUCGCAUGGUUUUCUCAUUAAUAUAAGGUAACUUUUUUUUUUUUUUUUUCCAAAAUAAUGGACCAUUUUCUCAAGGGAAUGUCCUCUCCCCACACAGUGAAACCAUUUUGCUGUUCUGAAAUUAAAAAAAGGUUUUUAAAACCAUACUUUUUUUCUGUGAAUAGACAACUCAGAUUAGUGCCAUGUUUUUUUGUAAAUCAAAAGAAAUCAGUGCUGGAAUGAAUUCCAUGUCUGUGUUUUAAUUUUUUUUAUUUUUUAAAUCUGAAUGACAUCUAAAUAUAAUGGGGACUGAAUCCAUUAUACUGUUAUGAGUUCUUUUGAAUAUGGUGAUAAUUUCCAUGUUAGCAGGUGUUUGGGUCCAUUCAGUUUCAAUGUCAUCAAUUCAGUUUGUGAAUUUACCUCCAAACAUACAAUUCACUGAAGGAUGGAGGAAAAACCAGACACUAACUCUUUAAAGGGAAAAUCCACCCUGAAACUCCUCAUUUAAGAAUUGUUGCAUUUUAUAAUGUCUAAUCAGAGUUAUUAUACUCGACAUAGUGGACUGAAUUAUCCCACAAUGCAACUAUAAACGUCGUGUCAGUAACUUAAGACUUAUUUACCUUCAUGAAUACACAAGAAAUGCUGAAAACUUCAACUGGAGCUCGACUGAAAUUUGCUUUUUGAGGCUAGCAUUAAUAUUUAAAAUUCCAGUGACAAUAUACUGGCUUAUAUAAACUCUUAACAUACAUUUAUAUAAUAAAAAAUCCUUAGAUUAAGUUAUUAGUAAUUUAUAACACCUGCAGGACACUAGUGUUAUGUAGAAAUUCCGAGACAGCUAGUAUUAUGAAAUUUAAACAUAAAAUAUCUAUAUUGCCAGACCAGAUGUGACUUUUGUCCUUUCUCACAAAAAGAAAACCCAGUUGUUAAUGUGAUGCAAGGCAAAGCACAGUAAUUUUCUUUUUUAUUAUUAAUCUGCCAAUUGUUUUCAUUUGGCCCAAUGAAUGUCAGAAAAAUGCUGAUCACAGUAUCCCGGAGAGCCCGAGGUGACACAUUCAAAUCACUCAGCAGUCCAAAACCUAGAGAUUCAACCUAUAGUAAUAAACAAUAGAAAAAAAAUCAUUAACAGCAGAUGUUUCCCUGAAAAGUGUCUCAAAAGAUCAAUCAAUCAGUCAAUCAAAACUAUUGCUGAUUGAUUUUCUGCCGGUUGAUUUUAAUUGACUAACUAUUUUAGCCUUAAAGACAUGUUUGUUGUUAAAGCGCCUCAAACUGCAACGUGCAGUUCAAUCACUGCAAACUAAACAUUAUACCCUUCAUGAGGGAUUUAUGUCAGCACUGAAUGCUGUAUGGACUGCAUUGCUUUUUGCUACUAAAGUUAUUUAUCAAACACAAAUAGAUUAAAAAACAAAAACAUUCUUGUGUUCCAGCUUCUUGAAAAUGAACAUUUGCUGCUUUCUGUUUCUUUUUUUGUUUUGAUCACAGUAAAGUAAAUAUUUCUCUUCUUUUUUUCCCCCUACUGUUGGUCCAUGUUAUGUAAAGAUGUCACUCUGGCUCUGGGAAGUCCUGAUUUUUUACUAUUUUCUGAUAAAUAAUCAAUCAAGGCAAUGAGGGAGUAGAUUAUUCAAUAUUUUAUAAUAUAUAUUGACAAAAUAAUUAGUUGAGGCAGUAAAGGGCAGAUUAAUCAAUAUUUUAAAAAAUAUCUAAUGUCUUGUUUUGUCUGACCAACAACCCCAAAAAAAAAAAUCAGUUUAUAAUGAUAUAAAACAAAGUACUUGAGAAUGUUUUAUUAGACUACGUUAGUUUUAGCAGGGUGUACCUAGUUAACUGGACACAGAGAGUAGUCCAGGAGUGUCAAACUCAUUUUGGUUCAUGGGCCACACACAGCUCAAUUUGAUCUCAAGUGGGCUGGAUUACUGAAACCACUGCAUAAGAACCUAUAAAUGUCAACCCCUUGAUUUUUUUGUCAUUCUAAAAGGGUCAUCCAUUUACCAAACAAAAAAGAAAGAAAGUUUUUCCACAUUCAGUCAGUCUACUACUCACAUGCAUUACAUUUUUACACAAUUGUCCACUGCAGUGGAAGCUAUUGAAGAAGCAGGUUAAGUCAUCCUCUGCCUUAAAGUCUGAAGUUUAGUUAAUGCCUCAGCAGCAGGGUUCCACCAAUAUUGCUUUAAGGUAGAAGUCUGAUACAGGUUCUUUUGUACUGAAGCUGCUGGUUGACGAUGUUUUGCACAAUGUUUAAUAUCUUUAAAUAUGAACGCAGUAAGCAUUCAUAAUUAUUUCAGAGAGCUGUAUUCCGGUCAGGGUGAAAAGGCCUCUAAGGCAGUAUUUACAUGAAGUAUCUACUCACUGUUUAAGUUGCUCCUGAAACCUCUCAGCCUUCACAUUUGCAUCAACAUUAGGUCUGCAAGGUCAUCUAGAGGGCCGGAUUGGACCCUUUGGCGGGCUGGUUCUGGCCCCUGGGCCAUAUGUUUGACACUCCUGGAGUAGUCCUUGACAUAUAAAUACCAGUGUAAAUGCUUACUGAUGUAAUCAGGCAGUUGUCAGUUCAGAUAUAUAAGCACAUGUUAGCAUCAGAUUACUUUUUUUUUUUAAUUUAAGUUUUUUAUUUCGUUUUUUUCUACUUGAAGAACAUCAACACAAAAAAAACCCAAAUACAUACAUGUACAUUCAAAAACAACAAAUACAUAGCCACUCUUCCAUUGUUUUGAUUGUCUCUCUCCAGAAAGGUAGAACUAGGGGCCAGGCCCAUAUUGCAUGGAUAAAGGUGCCUUCCUGCCUUUACAUUUCCAACAAAGAUUAUUUUCUGAAGAAAUUAUUAUUAUUUUCUACCCAUUUUGAUGACUAAUAUUGUUGAAGUACCAUAUAAUGUGUACAUUUUCCCUCAGCUUCUCUUGUAAAAAAAAAAAAAAAAAAAAAAAAAAAAAAAGGCAGUUAGAUAAAUGAUGUGUUUUGAAGGUGGAUUUUUCCUUUGAGCUCUGCGUUAAAGCUUUGAUAAGAUUUUUUUUUACAGAUGUUGGAGGUUGUUACAAACCGAACUUCAUUCAUUUUUUAGACACUUUCCCAGAUCACUUCUUAUUUGGGUCUUGUUUUAAACAAGCAGAUUUAUUGAUCGACUUGAAAGGGAGAUGGACCCAAAAACUGUUUGUGUCCUUGUCCAAAAAAAAAAAAAAAAAAAAAAAA
Messenger RNA from Epinephelus lanceolatus (giant grouper), 6943 nucleotides. RefSeq names its product zinc fingers and homeoboxes protein 1-like. Gene Ontology annotation, biological process: regulation of transcription by RNA polymerase II. The record is from RefSeq and is a predicted model, not a curated record. Lineage: Eukaryota; Metazoa; Chordata; Actinopteri; Perciformes; Serranidae. Gene Ontology annotation, cellular component: nucleus. Gene Ontology annotation, molecular function: DNA binding; DNA-binding transcription factor activity, RNA polymerase II-specific.